Sebastes umbrosus (honeycomb rockfish) is the source of this 2849-nucleotide messenger RNA. RefSeq names its product zinc finger protein 135-like. Gene Ontology annotation, biological process: regulation of transcription by RNA polymerase II. The record is from RefSeq and is a predicted model, not a curated record. Gene Ontology annotation, molecular function: DNA-binding transcription factor activity, RNA polymerase II-specific; RNA polymerase II cis-regulatory region sequence-specific DNA binding. The transcript is spliced from 2 exons. The coding region runs from base 221 to 1495 and encodes 424 amino acids. NCBI's taxonomy places the organism in Eukaryota, Metazoa, Chordata, Actinopteri, Perciformes, Sebastidae.
GUCUGGAUCAACCUGUCUGAAUGGACUUUGUGCUCUUCAGCUUUUAUUCUGAAGGUCUGACCUCUGACUCAUCUCCCGGUAGCCUACAAAGCUACUGAAGUUAGCUUAGCAUGCUAGCUGGUUAGCAACACAGCUGCUAGUCAGAGUGACCGUUUGAUGGAGAGCAAACUGUGUUUCUGACGGAGUCUGAUGGAGAGCAAGUUUCUGUCAUUGUGGUAAAAUGUGUAAAGUCCAGAUGCUGAGAGCGUUGGUGAAGCAGCGACUAACUGCGGCUGCUGAAGAGAUAUGUGGGCUGUUUGAAAGAACGAUAGCAGAGUACGAGGAGGAACUCUCUCGAUCAAAAGAGGAGAACGAGCGACAACAGAAACUACUGGACGCUGUUUUACACCCUCAGCUUCAGUUACACAGAGCAGACGAACAGCAGCUGUUGGUGAGGAAAGAAGAGGUUCCCCCUGAGCAGCAGGAGUGGAGCUCCAGUCUGGACCAGGAGGACCCAGAGCCCCCACACAUUAAAGAGGAACAGGAGGAACUCUGGACCAGUCAGGAGGGAGAGCAGCUUCAAGGGCUGGACGAGGCUGAUAUCAAGUUCCCGGUCACUCCUGUCCAUGUGAAGAGUGAAGAAGAUGAUGAAGAGGAACCUCAGUCCUCACAGCUUCAUGAAAGACAACCUGAGCACAUAGAAACAGAAGCUGAUGGAGAGGACUAUGGAGGACCAGAACCAGCCAGGAUCUUGGAUCCGGAUGCACAUUUACAACUAUCAAGCAGUGAGAAGGCCUCGCAAUAUUACAAACAUGAAACUGAAGUCAGUGAUGAUUGGAAGGAGACCAGUGAACCUCAGUCAGGUUUAAACUCUCUGAAAAAUAAUGGAUAUAAUUCUGGUGAGAAACAAUUUCGCUGCUUUGAGUGCGGCAAACGCUUUAACCAAAACUCAAAUCUUAAGACACACAUGAGAACUCACACAGGAGAAAAACCAUUCAGUUGCUCAGUUUGUGGUAAAAGGUUUGGUCAGAAGGCACAUCUGCAGAACCAUUUGAAGUGUCAUACGGGAGAAAAACCUUACAGCUGUUCAUUUUGUAAUAAAUGUUUUGCCCGAAGUGAACAUUUACAGUUGCACAUGAGAACCCACACUGGAGAAAAACCCUUCAGCUGCAACAUCUGUGACAAAAGAUUCACUUGGCUCGGUCAGUUCAAAAAUCACAAGUGUGGCGGUGAAUCCUCACAGCUUCAUGAACUCUGGACCAGUCAGGAGGGAGAGCAGCUUCAAGGGCUGGAGGGGGUUCAUACCAACAAGUUCCCGUACACUCUUGUCCACGUGAAGAGUGAAGAUGAUGAAGAGACACCUCAGUCCUCACAACAACGUCUCCAAAGACAAACUGAGCAGAUGGAAGCUGGUGGAGAGAACUGUGGGGGACCAGAACCAGCCAGGAACUCAGAUCCACAUAGUCUUGAGUCACAUGGACUGGCAUGUAACUCAUUCAUUGGACAGUUCUGGUGAUGUCAUCCUGUUGUUAUUGUUGUUGUUCCACACAAGGGAAAAACAUCUGAUGCUCAGUUUCAGGUUGUGGCAAAAGAUUUGUCAGUUAGCAAUUAGCAGUUAGCAGGUUAAUUAGCAGUUAGCAGGUUAAUUAGCAGUUGGAAGGUUAGUUAGCAGGUUUAUUAAUAGGUCAGUUAACAGCUUAGUUAACAGUUAGCAGGUUAUUUAGUAGGUUGAUUAGCAGGUACAUUAGCAGGUCAGUUUGCAACAGUUAGCAGGUUGAUUAGCAAAAGAGAAAGUAAAAAAGUAGGCCUACUUCUACCACCGCCAAUACUAACAAUCCCAGUUAGAGAGGGUGAAAAGUAAAGCAAGACAGCGUUUGCCCUCGGCGAAGAUCAGAAACAUCGGUGAAUACACAGAAGAGGCCAUUUCAAAAAUAGGCGUGUUAGUCUCUCGCGUUGACAUUACCACUGUAAAGUAGAUACAUAAAGUAGAGCAUGGAUUUAAUUAUCUUACUCACGGUCACACUGGUAAAAAUAAUCGAUUCUGCCUCCAGUUGGCUGUCUACUCGUGUCGACUAUUGGGAAGUGAAGAAAAGUCCGGUUGUAAAGUGAACGACAGUCAAUGAGCCGCGGCCGUUCGGGCCGAUAGCUCGGCGCCCGGUACUGUGCUGAGGUACCGGCUUGUGCCCGUUGGGAGCACGGAGCCGGUUGUGCGUGCAUGUUAGCUAGCCAAUCGCUGCCGCCUUGCACUGCGCUCAUACGACGCUUACCACUGAUAACGAUAACCAACAUCGACGUCGUCACAGAAGUGUACACCCACCCUCCGGUCCCCCCUCCCAGGUUAACACUUGUUAGCUUUGUCAGCACUGUUGCCGUCGUUUGCACUGUUCGUGCUGUUCGCAUCAUUAGCUCCUAGCCGCCGGCUCAGCCGUCACCAUGUUGAGAGCUGUGUGGAGCCAAUCCCUCAAUGUGAUGAAGCUCUUUCACAAUGACGAAGGUUAUCUGACCCAUGUUCAACCCUUCAUUUAUCAAUUCAAACAAAGCCAGUCAACACGGGUUAAUCCCUGGUCAGAGAGAGGGGAUGAUGGUGGUAUCAUCAAUGUGUGCAAAAACGUUAAAAUGUCACAGAAUGAUGCAUGUUUUGGGGAUAAUAUGGUGUAAAUACAAAUACAGCAUUUUCACCUUUGUAAAACGUUCAACUAUGUUAUAUGUUACGUGGAGCUAUAAUGUAUGUAAAAACAUACAGAUAUAUAGUAUCUAUCAAUCAACACUCGUGAACCUUUUUCCUCUGUCUAUCUACAGCACCCAUUUAUCAUAUAUUAGACUACAAUGUGCUAUCUAAUAUGAUAAUAAAGGCUACAUUUACAAAAGGA